AUGCCCUCCCCGGGCGAUUGGACCGAGACGACGUUCAAUAAUCUUCGCACACUUGAUUUCAGAGCCGUUUCGGCCGCUUUUGCGAGGAAAAUGGAUGCUUUUAUAGCUAGACAUCGCGAGCUCACGGAUAUCAUAAUUUCGAACUGCGGACCGAAGGCACUCGAGGAUUUCCCGUGUGUGGCAACACUUUAUAAAGCUGUCGUGGAGAGGGAGUUGAGCCUGCACUUUCGCGUUGAGUGCGUGCAUCUCGUCAGAGGCGAGGAGGCAAGGAAGAUUCUAGGUGAGGAUGGAGAAGGUGAAGGAGGGAAAGGAAUGCCAAUGUGCGCAAAGAAGGUGAAAAUAUACAUCGAGGAUAGGACCGAAGACGUCAUUUCUUGUAUCAUGGAGAACCUCCCGCCCUGCGCUGAGAUGUCGUUGAAUUUCGAUGGGGACGAUGGGAGAGACUUCAGUAUCAACAAAAACCUCUGGUCCAUCCUCCUCUCCAACGCACCCCUCCUCCGCUCCCUAACAACCCUCCACCUCUCCCUCCUCUUCGACGACCGUGACGCCCUCAACGGGACGAUCCUCCCCUCUCUCCCAUACGAAGUCGGUAAGAUCCUCCUCUCGGACGAUACAGAAGCCAUAAAAGACCUCGCAGUCAGACUAGCACCGCGGAUACGAGCACUCGUAGAUCGGUGUCCGAAGCUGGGGACGGUGUUGCUUUCGCAGCCGAUUGGAUAUGAUGAGGUGCAGAAGUUUUUUGAGUUUACAAUUGUGCGGGGGUAUGGGAAGGGGCAGCGAGGAGGAGGGUAUGGGGAGGGAGAGUCGCGGAUUGAUUGUGCGAUUCAUGGAGUGAGCGAGUGGAAGGAGAUGAGCAUGUGA
Molecule: messenger RNA, 861 nt
Organism: Stereum hirsutum FP-91666 SS1
Lineage: Eukaryota; Fungi; Basidiomycota; Agaricomycetes; Russulales; Stereaceae
Exons: 2
Coding region: 1-861 (286 amino acids)
Source: RefSeq, a predicted model, not a curated record